GGUGCUAAAGGAGACCGUGGUGUGAUUGGGGAUGCAGGUGAAAAAGGUGAACAGGGCCACCCUGGAAUGCCUGGCUUCUCAGGGGCUCCUGGAAACCCUGGUCCGCCUGGUAAAGAUGGCCCUCCAGGUCCACAGGGCCCACCAGGGUUGCCUGGACUUCCAGGCAUUGCUGGGAACGACGGCAAGGAUGGCAAGCCAGGAUCUCUUGGGGAACCGGGUUUCAAAGGACAGAGAGGAGAUACAGGUCCUCCAGGUCCUCGGGGGGAGCCAGGUGCGACAGGUCCUGCUGGGCGUGAGGGGCCGCCAGGGAAGGAUGGUGAUAUCGGUCCCAUAGGACCACAGGGCCCUCGAGGACUCAGAGGGCAGCCGGGCAAGAAUGGAUCGCCUGGAUCUGCAGGAGAACCUGGCCCCCCAGGUAACCCAGGUCCUAAAGGAAAUAAAGGAGAAAAUGGCAGCCCAGGACUCCCUGGCUUCAUAGGACCCCGAGGACCACCUGGAGAACCAGGAGAGAAAGGUCCUCCAGGAAAAGAGGGUGUACCAGGCAAACCAGGUGAAACUGGCUCCAAAGGAGAGAGGGGAGAGCCUGGCAUCAAAGGCGAAAAAGGCCCUCAAGGAGAAAAAGGCCCUCCAGGUGAACCUGGGAUACCUGGUCAUAAAGGCCAUCCAGGACUGAUGGGUCCCCAUGGACCCCCAGGAGACACUGGGCAAGUUGGACCUCCCGGUCCCCCAGGACAGCCAGGAUUUCCAGGACCAAGGGGGGAACCUCCAUCUCUAGAGACUUUGAGAAGGCUCAUCCAAGAGGAGUUAGCCAAGCAGCUAGAUGCAAAGUUAGACUAUCUCCUGGCUCAGAUACAGCCUACACAUGUAAAAGCAUCCCAUGGCAGACCAGGACCUCCUGGUCCCCCUGGGAAGGAAGGACUCCCAGGAAGAACUGGUCCUCCAGGAGAGCCUGGCCGGCCUGGACAGACAGGGUCUGAAGGGCCACCUGGACCUAUUGGUCCCAAAGGAGAAAGAGGAGCAAAGGGUGAGAAAGGAGAGACUGGUGUUGGCCAACGAGGGGAAAUAGGUCCUCCAGGAAUUCCAGGCCUCCCAGGGGAGCCUGGCUAUGCCAAAGAUGGGAUGCCAGGACCACCUGGCCCUCCAGGCGAAGCUGGGGUGCCUGGUCUCAUGGGUCCACAAGGACCUCCAGGAGCCAACGGACAGUGUGAUCCCACUCAGUGCGCUUACUACGCAAGCCUGGCUGCCAGACCCGCCAACGUCAAAGGGCCCUAGCAUGCAGGGAGUAUCCCCAGACUUGUUUUUAAAACUUGAAUUCAUCGUGCCUGCCAAGAGCUCUCAGAUGUCUUCAACUGUGUUUCUUUCGUGGGAGGCCUUCUAAAGCCAACAAAUGCUGCCGGUCGGUCAGAUUAUUUUUAUGAAUUAUUAUUAUUAUUAUUAUUAUCUUUGAUGUGAUAUGUGAAUUUGUUUUUGUUUUCUCUAAUGUCAGGGCAUAUUAAAACAUUAAAAAU
Molecule: messenger RNA, 1508 nt
Organism: Tauraco erythrolophus (red-crested turaco)
Lineage: Eukaryota; Metazoa; Chordata; Aves; Musophagiformes; Musophagidae
Source: RefSeq, a predicted model, not a curated record